AUGAACCCAACUAAAAUGGGUGCCAACACCACUAAUGACUCCUCCAAUGAGAUAGAGAAGACUAAGAAGAAGGUUUCAAAUUGUUGGGGAAAUGCUCAAAUACCCUUUGCACUUCCCUUUCUCACACUCCCCAAUUCCAACUUCACCACUUUUCUCUCUCCACCUCAACUCCACACAUCAUUCACCACUGCCGCUGACCAUUUUUUCACCCUUCUGCACUCCAUCGCUUCUCAGAACCCUUUCAUCAACAAAAUUCUCUCUCUCCCCUCCCAAUUUCACACCUUAUGCGUCCAGAUUCGGAAGCACGGAAACGUGAGGUCAGUGGGUAGUCACAAUUUUGCUGCCGUUUUGCCUGGGGAUUCGGUGGCAGGGUUGGUUGUGGCUAAUGGGAUUCUGAAUUUCUUGAACAUUUACAACACCUUGCUCAUAGUUAGGCUUGUUUUGACAUGGUUUCCCAACACUCCUCCUUCCAUUGUUAGUCCCCUCAGCACAAUAUGUGACCCAUACCUUAACAUAUUCCGUGGACUUAUUCCCCCGCUGGGAGGAACACUGGAUCUCUCCCCCAUUCUAGCAUUCUUGGUCUUAAAUGCAUUCACAAGCACUGCUGCUGCACUCCCUGCUGAGCUUCCAGCCCCAGAACAAUCCCAACAAGGUCUUGCACCACCAUUACAAGCUUCUAAUGUUACUACUUCACAGAAGAAAUGGAUGAGACGGCUUCUAGGGAACAGGUCAAGGACAUUGGGUGGUGCUAAAUAG
Messenger RNA from Sphenostylis stenocarpa, 756 nucleotides. Lineage: Eukaryota; Viridiplantae; Streptophyta; Magnoliopsida; Fabales; Fabaceae. The record is from the annotation of a GenBank genome assembly.